GUUCAUGGUGGAGUAUGCCGGCGUGGCCAAUUUCGAGGUGGAGGGCGGCUCGGGUAAGAACGCGGGCACCGAGACGAAGGACGUGCUCGUGAUGUGCAACCUGAAGUGCGGUUUCGAGUGUUUGCGCAUGCUGGACCGCGAGGCGGUGGCCCCGCGCCCCCUCGCGAGGGGAAGAGCUGGGUCCGGGCGAAGAAGCAGGACAUCUUGGACAGCCUCACGAAUUCCGUGGCGGAGGGAUUCCGGCUCGAAGGCGCGGCGCUUCAUGUUCCAGCGCAUGCCCGCCACCGAGGUCUUCAUGCACCUGGCCGACGUCCAUCAGGUGCCCGGGUAUCCCGACGCGGCGCAAGACGCGGUCUGGACCCCCCAGGAGGUGGCGGAGGUGGUGCUCCACGAGGCCU
Messenger RNA from Prorocentrum cordatum, 398 nucleotides. NCBI's taxonomy places the organism in Eukaryota, Dinophyceae, Prorocentrales, Prorocentraceae. The record is from the annotation of a GenBank genome assembly.